AUGCCGCUUGGAGAGGUUAUCAGUGUGUUUGUGGGCCAAUGCGGUGCUCAGACGUCCCAGGCGGUGUGGGAGCUAAUGGCAAUCGAGCACGGGGUUGGUCCAGAUGGCGUCCUUAUCGAUCCAAACUCCGAAGGUUACACCGAAAAAAACUCCGGAAAUGUUUUCUUUAUGGUCGAUAAUAAGGACAGAUAUGUGCCGCGCACCGUUAUUGUUGACAGUGAACCUACCGUCGUGGACGAAAUCCGGGGAGGCGUGUACCGUUGCAUGUUUAAUCCACGUUCCCUCAUCAACGGCUGCGAAGACAUGGCAAACAACUUUGGCCGAGGCUACUACGGCGUGCCGCAGAACCUAAUCGAUAAAUCAGUUUAUUCGAUUAGAAAGGAAGUUGAAAGUUCCGAUCAGUUACAGGCGUUCCUAUUCUACCACUCCUACGGUGGUGGAACCGGUGGUGGCACCACCUGCCGAAUCGCUGAACUGAUGGACACCGAAUUCAUGAAGACUCCAAAGAUCGAAGUUGCCAUCUUUCCCGACCACCAGAAAUCGUGCUGUGUGGUAGAGCCGUACAACGCAGUCCUGUGCAGCAGCACGCUCGAUGAAAUCAGCAGCUUCACGCUUUUGUGCGAAAACGACGCCCUAAUCGCGAUCAGUAGUAAUAAACUCGGUAUUGACCGGCCCGCCUACUCCCACAUAAACAGGAUUAUCGCUCAGACCACAAGUGGUUUGUCGGCUUCGCUCAGACAUGAUGGUCCGCUGACGGCUACGUUGAUGCAGCUUCAAACGAACCUAGUGCCAUUUCCUCGUCUGCAUUACCUACAACUCGCACUGGCCCCUCUCUGCACACCUGACGUCAUCGUGCAUGAAGCCAUUACAGUGCCAGAAUUAACCCUGAGGUGUUUUGACAAGGACUGUCAAAUGGUACACGGCGACCCAAGAACAGCUGCCAUGAUGUCCUGCGCCCUUCUCUACCGAGGCGAUAUUCCCGUUAAAGACGUUUCAGAUACAAUCGAUGUGAUCAAGAAAAGAGGAGUCAUCGGGUUGGUUGAUUGGUGUCCAACCGGAUUUAAGGUCGGUAUUGUUGAAACGCCGCCAGUAGCUGUGAAGCAAAGCGGUUUGGGAAAGAGCACACGGCAGCUGACCGCAAUGUACAACUCCACGCUAAUUAUCAACCCCCUUAAGAGCAUCCUCUAUCGAUUCAACACUCUCCUAUCGAAGAAGGCCUUUCUGCAUUGGUUCCUGCAGGAAGGCAUGGAAGAAGCUGAAUUCUGCGAAUGCGCCGAAGACGUGCAGGUCAUCACAAACGACUACGUCUUUAUCGAAAACACCUUCCACACGGGGCUGGAUACCAUGGAUCCAAUUGGCGGUGACAGGAGCCGAAACAAUCCGUGCCGAUCUUCUGAAGACGAUGACAAUUUCGAGCUAGUUGAAGAGGGAGGUGAUGAUUUUGGCGAGUCCAACUGCCAGCACAACAUUGCUGUGGAGCCGUAG
Mesocestoides corti is the source of this 1485-nucleotide messenger RNA. NCBI's taxonomy places the organism in Eukaryota, Metazoa, Platyhelminthes, Cestoda, Cyclophyllidea, Mesocestoididae. The record is from the annotation of a GenBank genome assembly.